UCUAAUCUCAUCGAAUCAUAUAUAUCAGUGGUGACUUGAAUCAAGUACCCAAAGAUAAAGACGAGACCUUCCUUUUUUUCGUCGUGAAAGUUUCAGGAUGGAUGCAUUCGUUUCUGCAGUUCUCGGUGAUCUUGCUAGUAGAACCCUAUCCUUUAUCAUUGAUAGACUCUACUGCCGGCAGGUAGUCGUGGAGGAGGAUCUAGAGUGCCUGCGCAGUCUGCUGCUAAGGAUCCAGACCAUCGUCAAGGAGGCCGAAGGGCGGCACAUCACAAACCAAGCGAUGCUCCAGCAGCUGCAGAUGCUGAGAGAAUGGAUGUACGAAGGGAAUUACUUGCUUGAUACUUUCAAGUACCAGAUGCUCCAACCAGAGGGGGUUAAUGAUGAGGUUAGUGAUAACUCAUUUGCUCUGUCCAAAUUAAGUCGCCGCAAGCAAUUGUAUUUAUCCACCACGACAAUCAACAUGCCAUUUGACCUCGAGGAGAUAAAGAAGGUAGAACAGAUGCUUGGUAGCCUAAAAAGCAUCAUUGGCGAUAUGAAGGAGUUUGUCACUUUCCUGAAGGGCUAUCCUCCCUUGUGCCGUGAACCUUAUAGCAAGCACUUAGUUUUGGACAAGUGCAUGUUUGGCCGCCAAUCAGAAAUGGAGAGGAUCGUCAACUUCUUGUUACAAGAAGAGCCUCUGGGGGUCGAAAGUUUGGGAGUGCUUCCAAUAAUUGGCCCAGCAAGAGUUGGGAAGAGCACCCUUGUUGAGUAUGUUUGUUACGAUGAGAGGGUUCGUAAUUACUUCUCUUCUAUUGUUUCCUUCAACGGAAGUGACAUUGAAAGCAGAAACUUGGCUGAUAUAAGAGACAGCGGUGUACUCAAGCAUAGCAGCGGUGCUAGUGCUACGCAUGAAAGGUUGCUUAUAAUCAUUGAGUUCCUUGAAGAUGCGGUUCUAGACGAGGAAAGAUGGAGAGGGUUGUGCUCUUCAAGAAACUUCAUGCCACCUGGGAGCAAAAUUAUUAUUACAAGUAGAUCCGAGAGGUUCAUAAAUUUGGGUACAGUGCAACCUCUUGUGCUAAAACAAUUGCCUCGGGAAGCUUUCUGGUACUUCUUCAAGGUGAUUGCGUUUGGAAGCACAAAUCCUGAGGAGCAUCCACUGCUAGCUGUGAGCAAUGUGAUUCUAACACUAGCAUCUAUAGGUAUGGAAAUCGCAGUGGAACUAAAUGGAUCUUUUACAGGCGCAAACAUAGCUGGUGCCCUAUUGAGAGCUAAUUUUUGCAUCAAGUUUUGGAGGAGAAUGCUUAAGUACCACAGAGACUGCACAGAGAGACAUCUCAUUCUCUUUGGUGAGCAUCCUCAUACUCUACUUCAGAAAAAUCAACAUAUAUAUCUUUGGGGAAUUCCUCCGGCCUCACAGUUAUUUAUAGUCCGUGAUUAUAAGACACACCCUUCUAACAAGGACUUUCCGAAGGUAAUGUUACUUGAUGUUCAAACUGGAAGUGCUAAACCUCAUGGGAAAUUUGAAGUUCUAGCAUGGAGAUCACAUAUACCUCCCUACCACGACUAUGUGAUGAGUUGUGAGUCACGGGCAUGCAAGAAGCGGUCUCGGCAGAAAGAUGUGUAGUUAUCUGCAUUUAUGUUAGUUUUACCAUGUUUAGAAUUAGAUUAGAUUAAAUAAGGUUUUAUAUGUUGAUUCAGCUACUACAACUCGUGACGGAACUGCUGGAAUAUUUGUUGUUUAAGAAGAUAUAUUUUUAGAUCAGUUGUGAUUAUGUGAGUGGUGGCUGGAUUGUAGCAGACUAGCAGGUGGUAGUGGCAUAGUAGUGGUUUGAAUUUGGAGAUUGGAAUAUUAAUU
Phragmites australis (common reed) is the source of this 1834-nucleotide messenger RNA. RefSeq names its product disease resistance protein RGA2-like. Bases 98 to 1603 code for a protein of 501 amino acids. The transcript has 2 exons. Gene Ontology annotation, molecular function: ADP binding. The record is from RefSeq and is a predicted model, not a curated record. Lineage: Eukaryota; Viridiplantae; Streptophyta; Magnoliopsida; Poales; Poaceae.